UUGUAAACACAUAAUUGCAUAAGUCUGUUUUACAGUGUGUACUUUAUAAGUCAGUUGGACUUUCACCCAGUUUAUUAAUGCGCAACUAAUAAGAAAAUGGAGGAGUAUCAUUCAUGUAGCUGUUGCCUGGUGCGCCCUCCGGAAAAAGGACUCAAGACGCUGUAUAAACAUCUCGGUAGAACAGAGGUUUAUUACGAUAUGCUGAAAGACUGUUUCGAUAUAAGUCUAAGUUUAGGAAAUGAUGAAUGCGGGAUCUGCGAGGUGUGUGUGGGGCGGCUGCGGGACGCGAGCGACUUCAAGCUGCAAGUGAAGCGCAGCCAGGCUGAGUUGCAUGCGCGCCUCAAGGGAGUACUCACUGCCAGUGACAAGUUCAAAAUUAAGUUGGAGAAAGCUACUGGAGAUGACGCCAUUUCGAGUGAAAUCAAACUGGAGAAGUCAGAGGUGGCGAUGGCUGAUGGCGAGGUCGUAUCAGUUGCAUUAUACGGAGGACCGCCGGCGCCUUCGGCCCAACCGGUACCUAGCGCGUCCAGCAGCGUUUCGUUCGCACCAGCUCCAAGUGUUACCAACCUGGACACCACCAAGCCGGCUCCGGCUUCCAAACGUGGUACACACACGUGCGACAUAUGUCACAAAACAUUCGACCACCAAGCUCGGCUCAAACUUCAUCGCCGCUCACACACUGGCGAGAAACCGUACUCGUGCAACGUUUGCGACAAAAGAUUUGCACAAAAGAGCCAUUUAAAUACUCAUUACGCAUACCACAUGGGUAAAUUCAAGUUUUCCUGCGAACUAUGCGACACACGAUUCACUCAAAAAAAUCAAUGGGUCAUACAUAUGCUGAUACACACUGGUGAAAAACCAUUCGAAUGUGACAUAUGCAAUAAAAAAUUUAGACAAAGGGGCAACUUAAACGUUCAUAAAAAAAUUCAUUUGAAAUAUGAUUACAAUCGCGUUGAGCCAGGAGAAUUAACUGCAUGUAAGAAAGAAUCGUCGGAAGAAUCGAAAAAUCAACCAGCAGAGUAUUUCACGUGUGAUAUUUGCAAAAAGCGAUUUGCGGAAAAAAGCAAUUUAAACGCUCAUAUAAAACAUCACUCGGGAGAUUAUCCGUUCACUUGUGACAUUUGCGAAAGGAGAUUCAAUACGCAGUCUCGCUUGGAUAAUCAUAAACUGGAUCACACGGGGGGAAAACCUUUUAAAUGUGAUGAAUGCAGUAAACAGUACACAUCAAAAAGUGCUUUAAGACUUCAUUCUAAAAUACAUACUGGAGAUUAUAGAUACGCGUGCGAUGUGUGUGAUAAACGUUUCAUACAAAAAGAUGUUUUAAGACAACAUAUGCGAGUACAUACAGGUGAAAAGCCUUAUAACUGUGAAAUAUGCCAUAGGAGGUUCCCAUAUAGAUGUGGCUUAAAGAGCCACUUAUUAGUCAAACACAACCAGGUUAUGGACAAACAAUUUUGUUGUGAUAUUUGUGGCAAGCGAUUUGCACUUCAGGGGACUCUAGUCAAACAUAUGAAUAAACACGCUGAGAAGGCAAGGGGAGACAAGGCUCGACAGGAAGGAAGGAUGGAAGACCUAAAACCAUUUAUGUGUGAAAUAUGUAGUAAACGAUUUUCGACAAAAAGUAUUUUAAGGAACCACAGAGAAAUACAUAACGAAGAAAGACCUUUCGAGUGCGAAGCAUGCCACAAAAAAUUCCAAAUGAAGAAAUAUUUACAGGAUCACAUGAAAGUGCAUGAUGACUUUAAACAGCAUGCAUGUGAAGUAUGCGGCCAACAAUUCAGGCACAAAUCUGCCUUAACAGUUCAUAUCCGACGAAUGCACACUGAAAACAGACCCCAUGCUUGCGAUGUUUGUAAAAAGGCUUUUCCAGUACUUGCUGAAUUAAAAGCGCAUUAUCGGGUACACACUGGUGAGAGACCGUAUGCUUGCGAGAUAUGCUAUAAGAAAUUUCCACGACAUAACGGGGUUAAAAGACAUCUUAUACGAGUUCACCAUGAGAAACCUUCGAAAUUUAUUAAAUUAAAGGAAUUUAACAAUAUCAGUUGAAUUAGAUUAGAAUAUCAUCGUUGUGUUCCCAUGGAAAAGACGAAUGUAACCUUUUUGCAAUAUACUUCUUUAAACCUUCAUCACUAUUAAAAAUUGUAAUAUUAAAGAAAAAGUGAGGAAGCCCUCCAGUGGUGAAUUCCGGAUUCGAACCGGCGUCUUUAGCUAUCGCGGCUAACGCCAUAUACCCUUAGGCCACCCCGCCACGGCGGUGCCCGUCCGAAUUUCUCGACUAUAUGCCAUCUUAGUAAGACUAGGCUUCUUUGACCAGCUCUAAGGGCAAGCAGUGCGCGCUUGCACCUUCUAAACGAACUCCUUACGGAUUUACAUUGUAGCGAGAGAGAGAGAGAGAGACUGGUGCUGCCAUCUAUGAACAAGUUUGGGAAAAAAUCAAAUUAUUUUAUUAAAUAUUUUGAUUUGUGUUUUUUAAGUAGUCACACUACUAUAUAAAUUAAAAAUUGUAAUAGAUGUCAUAUAUUAAAGAAAAAGUGACGAAGCCCUCCAGUGGUGAAGGCCGGAUUCGAACUGGCGUCUUUAGCUAUCGCGGCUAACGCCAUGAACCCCUUGUUCAAGCGUUGUAGUGUGACUACUUAAAAACACGAAUCAAAAUAUUUAAUAAAAUAAUUUGAUUUGUUCUUGUUCUUCAUCACUAUUGAUAAGUAAGGUUUUUUUGACAAAAAAAAUGGUACAAACUUUUGUCGCCGACUCUUCUUUAUUUUUAACAGACAACUAACAUCAAGACAUUUCUAACGAACCUAAAUUCACGAGUUCAUUUCGUGUGUUUUUUCAUCAAAGAUACAUUUUUUGAUGCCAAUACAUCUAGGGAUAAAAAGGAACGCUUAUUUAGAGUUAAAUAAUAACUUAAAUUUAUAAAUUACAUCUGAGUUUGUUCUUAACUCCAGCUUGUUAAUUAUUGCACCAAAUGUUAUUAAUACCAGCUUUACGACUAAAAAUCACGGACGUUUAUGUUUUUAUUAGGGGGUUAGUAUUUAUGUAAUAAUAAAAAAAUACAAUUACUUCUUUAAAUAAGAGGAUUAAAUUAAUUAUUAAUAAAUAAAUUAUCUUACCGUGUUUUUUUUUGUAAAACAGGAAAAUACUAUUGUACUAACAUUUUAUUGCAGUG
This is a messenger RNA of Cydia strobilella, 3166 nucleotides long. RefSeq names its product gastrula zinc finger protein XlCGF57.1-like. Bases 97 to 2046 code for a protein of 649 amino acids. Gene Ontology annotation, cellular component: nucleus. Gene Ontology annotation, molecular function: zinc ion binding. Gene Ontology annotation, biological process: regulation of gene expression. The record is from RefSeq and is a predicted model, not a curated record. Lineage: Eukaryota; Metazoa; Arthropoda; Insecta; Lepidoptera; Tortricidae. The transcript has 5 exons.